This is a messenger RNA of Penicillium coprophilum, 858 nucleotides long. Its product is annotated as general transcription factor IIH subunit TFB6 family. Lineage: Eukaryota; Fungi; Ascomycota; Eurotiomycetes; Eurotiales; Aspergillaceae. The coding region runs from base 1 to 858 and encodes 285 amino acids. Gene Ontology annotation, cellular component: transcription factor TFIIH holo complex. The transcript is spliced from 2 exons. The record is from RefSeq and is a predicted model, not a curated record.
AUGUCCCCCGCCUCAAUCCAAAAUGAUCAAGAUACCGAUUCCGACGGCGACGUCGAGUUCGAAGAUGUCCCAAUCUCUCUCCCAGCCAGAUCCAGAAAUAGGCAAGACACAGGAAUUCAGAUAGACAUUCCCUCACGGCAACCACAAUGGAGCCCAACUCUAUCACUUCCGCAACAGCGCAGCCAACCUAUCUCCUCCGGUUCCGAGGAAGAAAUCCAGCUCCGAGGCCAAAUCAGUACGGGGAUAGAGAGAGUCACGUAUCGCAAAAUGAAAUCCGACAUGGGCAUGGAUGCACCGAACACACCCGUUUCCGAACGCAGAUAUGAGAGCUUCAAAGAGCUCGCUGCAGAGGUGGAAGGUCUUAUUGAUAUGCUUUGGGCGUCGGCAACACCGGCAAUCCAAACCGAAGCCCUCAUAACCCUAGCAGGCCUAACCCAGACCUCUCUCCCAGCCUUUCCUUUCGACGCCCCGCCAACCCUGCACAUCCUCCACAAGUUUGAUUGUGUCUUUGCAGCGCUAUGUACAGGCACGCACCCACUCACUGGCGCCGUUUUACCCGGCGCCCAGCUGGGCCAGUCACUUGCGACGGAGACGCAGAAAGUGCGGAUCCGGAGUUUGGCGGAGAGGACGAGAUAUGAAGUUUUUUCAUGUUUGGCCAAGUCGAGUGAGAGAGUUAAUGCUGGUGAUGGUAAUGGUCAUGGUUAUGGUGAUGGAGAUGGUGAUGAGGAGGAUAGUGGCGACGAGGUGGAUGAGCCAUGGAUGUUAGAGGCUACGAGGGUUUACGAGAAGAGUCUUAUGUUGCUUGCAGAGCAAGAUCCUGAUGUGGAAGGGGGAAUGGACGAGUUUAACUGUUUGUAG